AUGUCUCAUGUGAUCUUCCUUCGAAGAAGAUACAUCCAACAAUUUUUUGUAGGAAAAUCUGUAUCUCUGUUGUUCUGUAACUAUCAAAAUAAGACACUCGAGCUGGAAAGAGCUAAGGGGUUAUUUGUAGAGUCCCACGUACAUGAAAUACUAGCACUAUUCUCGAUCCUGAUGUUAACUACAAAUUCAGACGUCAUGAUUAAUCUUUUUGGCUCGCCUUUACUCUACCAAUUAAUCGAAAUUCAUGCUAGGAAAUCAAUUGAAUCAAAUCUUGAUCGAGAAUCAAUAUUUGGAAAAACCAUUAAGGUGGCAAUAAAAAAUUCAUGUAAAGAUGUCACAAAAUGGUUUCUUGAACAGCUUGCGAAUGAAGAAAUUUUGAUAGUUAACGCAGGCUAUACCGUCUUGGGUUGUUUAAAAACAUUACCUACUUCAUCUAUAAGAAAGGAUCAGCGAAACAAUUCAUCACAAAUUAUCUCGACCGAAUCAUAA
Molecule: messenger RNA, 489 nt
Organism: Acaulospora morrowiae
Lineage: Eukaryota; Fungi; Glomeromycota; Glomeromycetes; Diversisporales; Acaulosporaceae
Source: the annotation of a GenBank genome assembly